ACCAUCGCCCACAUUACACAACACAGCACAGAAUGAGCAAAUUAAGAUUAUGAUUGCCAUUGAUAUAAGAGUCUCUGAAAUACAUUCGCUUUUGAUAUUAUUUCAGGUCUUUUCGGGGGGCGGGGGUUAAAGUGGGUGCACGGCCUGUCUCUGCUCUACACUCCCUCCCUCAGCACAAGACGGUAAUGGCCUUUCACCCGGCGCCGGGCCCGCCGACCGCGCAUGCGCCGGCCGCUGACGGGAGGAGGGAGCGAGCGAGCGGCCGGACGUGCACUGCGCAGGCUCGGCACACAAUGGCGGAGCUGGGUAAGAAGUACUGCGUUUACUGCCUGGCUGACGUGACGAGCCUCCGGCUCCGCUGUACCGAAUGCCAGGACAUCGAGCUGUGCCCCGAGUGCUUCUCGGCAGGUGCCGAGAUCGGCAACCACCGGCGCUGGCACGGCUACCAGUUGGUGGAUGGUGGCAGGUUCACGCUGUGGGGGCCCGAGGCCGAGGGCGGCUGGACGAGCCGUGAGGAGCAGUUGCUGCUCGACGCCAUCGAACAGUACGGGUUCGGCAACUGGGAGGACAUGGCCGCGCACGUAGGGGCGCGCGCGCCGCCGGAAGUGAUGGAACACUACGUCAGCAUGUACAUCCACGGUAACCUGGGGCGCGCGUGUAUCCCGGACACCAUCCCCAACCGCGUGACCGAUCACACGUGUCCGAGCGGCGCGCCCCUGUCGCCCAGCCUGACUACGCCGCUACCGCCGCUCGAUAUCACCGCGGCAGAACAGCAGCAGCUGGGCUACAUGCCGCUGCGCGACGAUUACGAGAUCGAGUACCUGCAGGACGCCGAGACGCUCAUCAGCGGCUUGGCGCUCAACUACGACGACGAGGAGGUGGACAUCGAGCUGAAGCGCGCGCACGUCGACAUGUACGUCAGGCAGCUGCGCGAGCGCCAGCGGCGCAAGAACAUGGCGCGCGACUACAGCCUGGUGCCCGCCUUCCUGGGCCGCGAGCGGAAGGAGCGCGUGCCGCGCCGCAAGGUGACCAAGGAGGAGCGCGAGCUGCGCGCCAAGCUGCGGCCCAUCUGCCAGUUCCUGUCGGCGCGCGAGUUCGACGACUGCUUCGAUAACCUGCACAAGGAGCGCGCGCUGCGCGCCAAGAUCCGCGAGCUGCAGCGCUACCGGCGCAACGGCAUCGCCAAGACCGAGGAGUCGGCCGAGUACGAGGCGGCGCGCCACAAGCGGGAGCGCCGCAAGGAGCUGCGGGGCAACGGCGGCGGCGGCGGCACCGGGGCGGCGGGCAGCGCCGCCGCCAGCACCGCCAACUCGGCCUCGGCCAAGCGCCCCAAGGACGAAGCGGGAAGGGAGGCGGCGGCCGCCGAGUUCAGCAGCGCCAUGGAGAACCUGCCCGGCUUCGAUCUGCUGUCCGAGCGGGAGAAGGUGCUGUGUGGCUCGCUGAACCUCAGCCCCGGCCGCUAUCUCACUGUCAAAACCAUCAUCAUCAAGGACUACCUACAGAAAAGGCAGGGCAUCCCUUCCAAGAGCCGGCUGCCUAGCUACCUAGACAAGGUUUUGAAGAAGAGGAUAUUGAAUUUCUUAACCGAAAGCGGGUGGAUUGCCCGGGACACUUCUUGAUGCGAAAUAACUUGUCAGCAAACUUUGACUGAAGUGUGCAACUGUUGAGUCAGCAAAAGGUUUCCAUGAGGUGGCAUUAAAUCGAACUAUUUUUAAUUGUGCAGGGAAUACAAAUAUCACAUGAAUCCUAUUUAACAGGAAGCAUCCUUACCAUAACAGACCCCAUAAUCAUUAAAGUCUUUGCCCUAAAUAACAGGGAUGACGACUAGGUGCUGGCUGCAGACUCUGAGCCUUAAGUUGUUCAGCCACAAAGCUAAGGAAUUUAAAACUGUGAUUUUGAAUACCAUAAUUUUCUAUUUAUUAGUAGACCAGAGCAGAAACUCAAGUCAGAUCCUUCAGACUGUUUUGAAGUUUAAACAGUAGCUCAGCAAAGUUAGUUUGCUGCAAGAUCUGGGUUAUAUGUGAUUCAGGAAUAUGUUUUAUUGUUGUAAAUAAUAAGGGACUUCUGAUCACAUAGUCUGAUUGAUUUUGUGGCACUCAGUAAGAGUUGAGUGUUACCCCAUGAGGUAGGUUAGCCACAGGUGAUCUAAGUCUUGCAAAAUGGUAGGCAAGCAACUGCCUAGUGGGCAUUUCUAAGCUUUAUUAAGAGGUCAAAAAUGUUUGCAAUUUUAUUUUCUGUUAGUUUAAGUCUCUGGAAUUCUAAAGGAUUGACAGUUUGGCUAGAGAUUCAGCACUGUGCAAUUCCAUCAGAGAAAUUUGCGGCUGACUGUUGCCGACUCAGUGGAUAUGUUGGAGAUGAUCUAUAAGUGAUGUGCUGAUUUCAGACAUUUGCUAAUACUUUGCUCUAAAUUGGAACUGAUGAAAGAUCACUGAUUUGACAACUGAACUGCUUCUCUCUCUAUAGAUGCUGUUUCCCCAAUAUUUUUUCUUCCAUAUUUCCAAUGUCAGCAGUUUUUGCCUCAAAACAUUUAUAUAAAAUAGUUACUUAAAAAAAACUUGAUGGGCUUUUAUUUUAGUUUAUAACUGCUCACCUUGCUAUGUAAAGUUGAGUGCAAUAUUUGGCUGUUGAUUUUUUUUACUUAUUAAAUAUUUGCUCUCACUAAAGCUCUGCGUCUUCUCUCCCCCCCCCAAACCAUUCAAGUUUCAUGUUGCCGUUUUUGGACUGUGCAGAUCUCACUGAAAUGGGGACCUAUCAUCAUUUGGGGGGGGGGGAAAGAAAUCAGCCUUUGUAGCAACUCCUUGUUUUAACUUCUGUUUCCUAAUUUAAAAUUUUACCAGAAUGAGAUGAGGAAAAUUCAUUGUUUAAAAAUGAUAAAUUGCAUUGAGUGAAUUAAAAAUUUAUUCAUAAGGGUGACAAGGAAAUUGUACUUCCAUCCUGAGUGUAAACAUCCAUUGAGAAGUGUCAUUAAAAAGGCACAACCUGUUACGAAAAUUACUCAAAAUAGGUGUUUCGUUUGUAUAAUGUUUCCAGAUUUGUGACAUAUACUGAAGAUAUAUUCUUUUCAGUUCAAUAGGUAACGUUACAGUUACCUGUAAGUAAUAUACAUCAAAAAUAGCAGUAUAAAGCUUAUUUAUUGAGAUAUAAUACAGAACAGGUCCUUCCGGCCCUUUCAGCCAUUCCCCCUAGCAAUCCCCCAAUUUAACCCAAGCCUUAUCACUGGAAAACUUACAAUGACCAAUGACUGUGUUUGGACUGUGGUAGGAAACCAGAGCACUCGGAGGAAAUACAUGGAAUUGGUCACGGGGGGAACGUAUCACUGGUGCUCUGAAGCAUUGUGCUGACCACUAAGUUACUGUGCCGAGAGUCUUGCCAUGUACAAAAAAAUUUGGUUACAUUCCAACUGAUGAACGAUAGGCUUGCUUUAGAAUUUCUGGUACCAUUCACUUCAUUUUAAUUCCAUUUAUACAAAGAAUGCUCGUGCCACUGCACAGCUAUAACUGCAGAAUCUGACUAGAAUGAAAAGUGAUGUUUCUGAUUACUGAUUAAGACUAGCUUUUUGUCACAUACAUCAAAACAGUGAAAUGCAUUGUUUGCAUCAAUGAACAACUGUGCUGGUUGGGGGGGUGGGGGUGAUGCUUGUAUGUGUUGCCACGUUUCCAGUGCAAACAUAGCCUGCCCACAGCUUACCCUAACCCUUUGGAAUGUGGGGGACACCAGAGCACCCAGAGGAAACCCACGGAGAGUUUACAAAUAACAGUGGGAAUUGUAUGUACCCUGAUCUUCAAAUUUAUUGCUAGUGCUGUAAAGCUUUAUGCUAAUCACUAAGCUACCAGUUUUGCAUUCUUUUCAAGAUGUCUGAAAAUGGAGACUAUAAGCCUUUGUACCAAAGCUACAGUAUUGGUACCUUACGUUUUUUGUAAAUAAAAGUGAACUUCGU
This is a messenger RNA of Hypanus sabinus (Atlantic stingray), 3937 nucleotides long. RefSeq names its product transcriptional adaptor 2B (gene tada2b). The record is from RefSeq and is a predicted model, not a curated record. The coding region runs from base 186 to 1619 and encodes 477 amino acids. Lineage: Eukaryota; Metazoa; Chordata; Chondrichthyes; Myliobatiformes; Dasyatidae. Gene Ontology annotation, biological process: regulation of transcription by RNA polymerase II; chromatin remodeling. Gene Ontology annotation, molecular function: transcription coactivator activity; zinc ion binding; chromatin binding. Gene Ontology annotation, cellular component: SAGA-type complex; nucleus. The transcript has a single exon.